AAGGGGACAUUCCAUGAAAAUCAGACUUUUUCCGUGUUUAAGUGCUAUAAUCAGGUCCCCAGUGCUUCUACCAACCCAGAAAACAUGAAAAAUAGCAACCCUGUAACUUUGUUUUGGUAAGGCUCUCUCUGCAAGCAUGUGAAUAAAUAGGUCAUGCGGAUUUCGCUCCCCGCAUGACGUAGCUAAGGGAUCUCAUUAUAAUGAUACCGCCCCUGCAACUGCGCUAUCCAAUCAUGAUGCUAUCUCGAGUGAGAGUGACCGAGAGAAAGUAUGACUGACAGCACGCGUUUGUAUUCCAUCAAACACAAACAGGAGCCUACAAUCUUAUAACUUGUAGUUUUAAUAAUCUUUCUAAAGAUUGAAUUAACGUUCUAAAGGAUUAACGUUACCUUAGUGCAAGAGAGAGAGCGAGUGAGCGAACGAACGAGAGAGAGAGCAACGCGACGGUUCGCUUUCAAGUAAGUUAUGUUGUUUAAUAUGUUUCUCUGAAGUUUAUAUAAAUGAACACGAUGAUUAAUGCACUGUACGAGACAGAGUGAGUGAACAACACGUAUUCACUAUCAUACACAAUAAGUAAAUAUGUUGUUUAAUGUUUCUCUGAAGUUUCAAAUGAAUGAGGAGUUACAAAAUAGAUGAGAGACUGACAGAAACGCGAAUGUGUUCAAUAUGUGUGCACAAUAAACUUAAACAUGUCAUUUGAUCUGUUUCUCUGAAGUUUAAGCAUUAAACGUGUUGUUUUAUUACAGAUCAUUUAAAUGUGCUCGUGUGGUUUGGUCAAAAAGUAAACUUCUGAGUGUUUGUGGACGUGUAUUUUAUUGUAACAUGCUGAAAAUCAUUGUGCCUGUUUAAAACAAGUGCAGCAUGAUACCUAAAAGUCUUUAUUUUUAUUCCACAAUGUUCCCCAUCUGCUGAUAAACAUGUAUUUAGUAUGCAUAAAACAGAUAAUUGACUUUUUAAACUUGUUCAAAUAUAUAAUGCUUAACAUCGCUCACUAACUUCUUUCGUGAGAGAAUCUUCCUCGAUGCUUUGUCAGCUCUACAGCGGGAGCGCUUGAGACUCCGCCCACCUGAGCAGCUCGUUUGGAUUUAAAGGGAUACACACAAAACGGUGCAUUUUUGCUCAGACCCAUAAAGUGCCUAUUUUAACAUGCCACAAUAAAUUACCUAUAUGGUAUUUUGAGCUAAAACUUCACAUAUGUACUCAAGGGACAUCAAAGAUUUAUUUAAUAUCUUAAAAACGUCUUCUGGAAUGUCCCCUUUAAAUGGAUCUGUGUUGGCAAAUGGACCCACCUAUAAACUGAAUCAUGUGACCAGAUAUACUGAAUCCAUAUCCUGCACCGCCAGUAACACAGAGGGACAAAACAACUCCAGUCCUCAGAAGAUGAAUGUGUUGUAUCCUCCUGAGAUUAAGGAGUCUUCCUGCAAAUCAGAGCCUAUGGUCUGCGUUUGUAUCGUGGACUCAAACCCACCCAGUGAAGUCAAGUGGUUUGGUCCCUCAACAACUUUCCCCAGCUCUAGUGUUGAACAAAAUGGUUUUCUUACCAACUUUACCCUUCAGGGGUGGGAGGGUUUCCCCGACACUAUCCAAUGCUUUGCCAAUAACAGUGAGGGAAACUCUGUAAUAACUAUCCAAGUGCCUCAUCGUGGUAUGAUCAUAUAUAUUUUGGUUGCCACAGCUGCUGUUUUAGUUAUUUUAGUGAUCAUUUCAGUUUGUGUAGCCAAAAGACACUGUAGGCGCAGAGCUCAGGAACAAACAACCCCAAACUCUGGCUUAGAAAGCAAAGAAGAGAAAAACAUUUACACAAACAACCAAUACGAUGAUGAUUAUGAGAACUGGGGGUGUAACGACAGAGACCUGCAAUGUGGGCAAGAUGAAGAUGAAGCAGUCUAUGCUAACACAUAAAAAAAAUGAUUAACCUGUUUGUAUUAAUCAGAAAGGUAAAGUGCCUCACGCCAUUUAUUUCCUUGGCUAUUGAAUUUUUUGUGCAAUUAAUUUCUAAUAAGUUAGAAAAAUUCAAGUGUUUGUUUUUUAUUAAGGCAUAGCAUUGAGUUCCUUAAUUCUAUAUCAGUGUAGGUAGCACAACAUUUAUGGUUUGAGGGCAAACGUUUAAUUUCCUCUUCUUAUAAUAGUUUUGACCUUAACUACUGUUGAUUUAUUUAGCCUAUAUUUGAACUAUUUUUUAUAACUAAUACACAUUCGCUGCUGUGAUAGGCUGAUUUGGCUCUAAUGCUUGUAUGGUCUCUGAGCAGGUGCAAAACAAUUCUUGUAACUGAUAUGGAGGCAAAACAUUAUAUGAGUUAGUGUGUUGUUACAGAAGGAGUUAUAACAGUGUAUAAGAUGCUUUUUGGAAUAUUCUCAUAUCAUGCAGGAAAACCUGAAUCAUAGUCAGGUUUAGUAUAAUUUAUGAAAAUAAUGCAAGCUUGAAUCCACACUGUAUUCAAAUAUGGCACAUACCAAAUACUACACAAAUAUGUUCAAUAUUGCAAUAUUUUGUUGCUGUUAUGUUUAUGUAAUUGUGAACCAAAAACCAAUAAACCA
Molecule: messenger RNA, 2538 nt
Organism: Misgurnus anguillicaudatus (oriental weatherfish)
Lineage: Eukaryota; Metazoa; Chordata; Actinopteri; Cypriniformes; Cobitidae
Source: RefSeq, a predicted model, not a curated record